Messenger RNA from Dioscorea cayenensis subsp. rotundata (Guinea yam), 825 nucleotides. RefSeq names its product nucleoside diphosphate kinase B. The coding region runs from base 107 to 553 and encodes 148 amino acids. NCBI's taxonomy places the organism in Eukaryota, Viridiplantae, Streptophyta, Magnoliopsida, Dioscoreales, Dioscoreaceae. The transcript is spliced from 4 exons. Gene Ontology annotation, biological process: UTP biosynthetic process; GTP biosynthetic process; CTP biosynthetic process. The record is from RefSeq and is a predicted model, not a curated record. Gene Ontology annotation, molecular function: nucleoside diphosphate kinase activity.
UUCAAUUAGGGUUUCUAACUGGAGGCUAUAAAAGGAGCCCUAAAUCGAGCACUAUCGUCACUCCGCCUCUCAUCUCUCUAGGGUUUUGGUUUUCUUCGAUUCAAAAAUGGAGCAAUCCUUCAUCAUGAUCAAGCCCGAUGGCGUCCAGCGCGGCCUGGUUGGUGAGAUAAUCAGUCGAUUUGAGAAGAAAGGUUUCUAUCUCAAAGGGAUGAAGCUUUUGACUGUGGAGAAAUCGUUUGCGGAGAAGCACUAUGCGGACCUCUCCGCAAAGCCCUUCUUUCCAGGGCUGGUGGAGUACAUCGUUUCGGGACCAGUGGUCGCUAUGGUGUGGGAGGGGAAGAACGUUGUUGUGACUGGCCGGAAGAUCAUCGGCGCUACCAACCCAUCUGAUUCCGCCCCUGGUACCAUCCGUGGUGAUUUGGCCAUCGAAGUUGGCAGGAAUGUCAUUCAUGGAAGUGACUCCAUUGAGAGUGCACGCAAAGAAAUCGCCUUGUGGUUUCCAGAGGGCAUUGCAGCAUGGCACAGCAGCCAACACCCCUGGAUUUAUGAGUAAAGCUUGCAUGCAGCUUUAGCUUACCAGGCUACCAGUUCCGAGUCUUGAUUUUUAUAUGCUUGAUUUUCCAUUAAUGGAACUUAAAUUCUGUCGCUCUUGGCUAUGUUACCAUCAGUACUUAUGGUCCUAAUGUGAUGCUUAUGUGUAUGGACGGUUGUUGAGUGGUAUAUUUAAUCGGUCUCCAGCAGUAGACUUGGGUUAUUUUUUUCCAGUAAAUUAAGAUGUCUGCUUUUCCGUUUUUAAAUAAAAUUCAGAGGCCUUGUCUGGUUGUA